GUAGUCGCGUGGACGUGGUUGAGGGAGUGUGUACGUCACUCCGCCUAUCCUCGACCUGACAGAAACUGUCUACUAACCAACAAAACCGUGUUUAGCACGACUUACACUCCACCUGUGUACAUAAAACUAGCAAUAUACAGAGAUAAUGCAUACGUAUUUUUUGUGAGAAACUUUGGUAGUGAAAUGUGGACUGAGUGGAAAGAUGCAUUGGUAUAAAGCAAUGGUAUUGUGAAAUUGAUCUGCAGUAUGGGAAGGUAAGCCGGAUGCUCGCCUUAGACAGUUUUGUGAAGAAAAACAUGGAAAAACGUUUAGAGUAGACAUCAACGUGAUCCACCGCCCGAAAAAAAAAUCUUUGGGCUCCCUUCCUUCACAACUCCAGACAUUUAUGUUCCAGAGCCAAACACUACAUCAACACCACCGGACACUACAUUCAUAACACCAGACACUACAUUCAUAAUACCGAACACUACGUUCACAACACCAGGCAAUACGUUCACAACGCCAGGCAAUACGUUCACAACACCAGGCAAUACGUUCACAACACCGCAGCAACACCAGACACGAUCGCCACAACACCAGAUACGACCACCACAACACCAAACACCACAACCCCAACACCAGAUACGACCACCUUAACACCAGACACGACCACAACAGCUGACAAGACCAUCACAACACCAGACAGGACCACAGCAACACCAGGCACAACCACCACAACAAAAGACACUGCCACCACGACAUCAGACACAACUGCCACAACGCCAGACAGGACCACCGCAACACCAGACACGAUCACAACACCUGACACGACCACCACAACAGCAGACACGACCACUGCACCACCAAGCACAACCACCACAACACCAGACACGACCACCACAACCACCGGACACGACUACUACAACACCAGACACGACCACCAACACCUGACAAGGCCACCACGACACCUGACACGACCACCACAACAUCAGACACGACCACUGCAACACCAGACACGACCACCACAACACCAACACGAUCACCACAACACCGGACACGACUACCACAACACCAGACACGACCACAACACCUGACAAGGCCACCACGACACCUGACACGACCCCCACAACAUCAAAACACGACCACUGCAACACCAGACACGACCACCACAACACUAGACACGACCACCACAACACCCAACACUACCUCACACUACCACCUCAACGCACACGAAAAACAUACAUAGCCCAAAGAUAACUGAGUACUCAGUCAAAAAAUACGUGAAGUCAGUGACACAUUAUUGCCAACCCGGAAGAUAAACACUGAAAUCUGUCAAGAAAACAUUGUUAGUAACUUGGAAGAUACACAAUCAAUUCAUCAUAGAAACAAUUUACGAAGAUGGAGAAUAUCUGCGUGGAGUGAUUAAAGAGCGUUCAAACGAUGGACUACAGGAAUGCCUCUCCCAUAUUCUUACAGGAGAGGCUGAAGGACACACCAGCAACCUCGUGGAAUAGCUCUCCAAGUCUAGUUGUCACAGACCUACGUUCUUCAACGCCCUUAUUUCAAAACAUUCAGUGUUCCCCUUGAUGCUCCCAGUAAUCUUACGCUCUCAUUAACGCACUCGAGCUGAAAUAAGAUGAACGUCUAGUGAAGGCAUUAUAUACUUUGAGGUUCGUGUAUUUUAGAGGAAAUAUUUACCUUAGAGUCUUUCUAUAUACGGAAGAAGAACAUUAAUCAACGUUCAGUGACUAGAAGAAUUCGCAAUUAUCAUAAAAUAGAAACGAAAAGUGGAAGACGUUUCGGUCCGUCCUGACCCAUUAAUACAAUAUUGUAAUUUUUAAUAUAUAAUAUGAGAAGUUACUUUAAUAAGCUUAUUAGCCGGAUAACGACAUAGUAGAAUACAGCAAUGUUGAACAAUGUUAUAAAUAUUGAGGUGAUAUUUGUUAUAAGAACAAUGAGUGUCUCACUAGAAAGAUCUUUAAGACUGAAAACAUGACAGACAUCCCGCACAGCAAGAGUCACAAGGAGCACACGGGGAUACACACGAGGUCGGAGAGUGGCGGCACCUCGUCAAGAUGGUGACGGAGGUAGUGUGGUUUUUACUCAUGAUAUUACUGUGUCGGACGGAAGCUGCGAAGAAGUUACCAUCGGGGAAGAUAGUGACCUCCAUCACCCGUCACUACCAGGGUGACGUCUACACACUCUCAGGCGUGGGCGGGUGUGGGUGUGGUGAGGGAGGAGGCGUGGCGACGGUAGGGCCAGGAGAGGCGUGUCAGUGCCAGUGUGUCCCCAACACGCCCACCUUCAGAGAUGACGCUGCCCAAUGUGUCUCCACUCUACAUGAAUGUUCCCUGGCGGACUUCGUCAGCAGCUCUGGCUCAGAGAAGAUUCCUUACGUGUACAUGCCGCUCAAACACCAACUGGUCCACCCAACAGCCGAAGUCGCACUUUUGGGACUGGCGCACGGGGGAUCACCCCUCAUGUCACCUGUGUGUGUGGUGACGAAGGGAAGUAUCCUCACCCAGGACGGCUGGGAGAACAUGGCCAACACCUCAACCUUCGAGCCUCCGUUCAGACUGUUCCGGGACGGCGGGCGGACGUACGUGCAGUGGGUGGGAGAGGAAGUAGCAAGAGUGUCGGCGGAGGGUCGUCUGGUGCUGGUUACUCUCAUCUGCCGGGACGCUGCCCAGCCCAACACUCCAGUCUUCCGUCCCUGCCUCGCCUUCAGGGUUGCAGGUAGUCCUGGAGUCUCUGAGGCGGCUCUGUUCGCUCCUGUUCGUACAGGAAGUAGCGAUGAAGGACUCUCCUCAGGGGAAGGAAUUAUCAUCGGACUGGUGGUGACCUGCCUCGCUAUCAUGUACGUGGUCGGCAUGACCAUCUACAUCAAGCUCAAGCGAAGGAAGAAAAGAGAAAGAAACUUGGCUAAGCUGUCUGAGGAAGGCUUGAGAAAAUCUAAAGGUCACAGAGGAAGAGAUAAGCGACCUCCUCACCCCACGCCCAAGCCAUCCCUUGUGUCUUCCAGCGACGAACUCGAUGAGGACAUUGAAGACCUCUCCUACGCUUCCAGGACUCGUAGGGCCGAGAGGGAGAAGGCUCACGUCAGCUUCACCACAGUAGUGGUUCACAACACAGGGACCAGAAGCUGCAGCAAUUAUGGGUCAGUUGGCCACGACGUCUCUGAUGGUAUAGAGAGAGCUCCCAGGUCCCCUCUGGCGGUAGUGGAGACACUCGGUGAUGCUGGGCCAAGCGACAGCGGUGCGCGGGCCUUGGCAGUUUUAAGCCCUGAGGAAGGCACGGAAGCUGUCACGGGAGACGUGCAAGAAGCUCAAGCCAAGAGGAAACUCUACUUCAACCCGGCUUACUUCGAGCCUGAAAUGCUGCAGUCUCCACCACCUGCCGCUCUGGAAUUUCUCACUCGUAUCAGAGAGAUGAUCAAUAUCGCUAAGAGUAAGAUGAAGUCCAAGACUUAUCAACCAAGUCUCGGCGACAUUCCAGAGGAGGACUCAGAAGGACAAUCACGUCCAAUAAGCCGAGCUACUGGAAGGUCAAGUAGGAUAACCCUCCCAGCAGAUGACCUCGAGAAACACGAUGAGGGAGGCAUCAACCAGGGUGAUGUCAACACCCAAAGCGACUCGCUAGAGCAUUCACGUGAUAGUGAUAGCCGCAGUUCCACCCUCAGGAGACUUGCCAGGCGUGUCAACAGCCACGGUGAAAGCUUCGUUAGCGAAAUCAUCAAAACACUAGACUUAAAGCCUAAACUGCCAAUUCCUGACAAUGGUAUUUACAAUGCACAUUCCCAGAAGGCUCCAGCCCCCAAGCCCCCACCGCCCAAGCCAGUUAAUGCUCGAAAUGAUUCCCCGGUGGAGGCGGAAGAGGACUUCCCAGAACUGAUCAAACCAUCGAUGCUGAGGAGUGUUUUAAGGGACGGUAAGAGACUGACAGAACUGAACAACACUUUCGAGAACUUCAGGCAGGAAAUGAUGGCAACAUUCCACAGGAUGAAGAAAGUUGGCGAAGCUAUAUCUCCCAUGUCAACUCUUAGUAGAACAAAAAACAAAAACAAAUCAUCUCCAGCAAACACACUUGAAAAGAGGAAGUCUGAGUUUAGCAACAAUGAAGGUAAAGUGCAUAAGUGGUUACAGACUCUGGAGAACAAAAAUUCUUAUACCAGAAUGUCUGAAAAUCAAAAUGUCAUAUUCGAUUCUAAGACAGCAAUGUCAGAUGAUAUUCCACCACCAUUACCUGAGAAAUACACCAAGCCACCAACACCGCCUAGGAAACACAGAGCACUCGCAUGUCGAAGCGUCUCAUUCAACGAAAUGAAGGAACCUUCCUCAGUUCUCUCUUCGGUUGGUAAUACAAGCUGCAAGAAUAGCAAUGAUGGAAGAACCAGACAAACAUCAGGUAAGGUCCAAGUGACCAGAUCAUUGUCAUGGCAGAGUGAGCACCGCCAUUACGACUCAAACCCUAGACAACCCAGCCAACAAGCUUCUGCAGUCCCCGAAGAGGGCCUCAACACAUCUUUUGGAUCUGAAGAUGACUCUCUUAAUGAUCUGCUCAGCGAGGCAGAAUCAAAAGUACCUAAGAUGACUCAUAGCGAUUCAGAUAGCACAUAUUCAGACACUAGAUCUAGAUAUAAAGAUUCUUUAGAACCCGGAAUCGAUGACAACGAGAUGAAUUCAAAAUCUCUGUCAAGGCAACUGCCUCGAGAAGAAGAAAUAACUGCUAGAAAUGAAGUAUUUAAUAAGAAAACUGGAACAAAGACAAUGUCUUGCCUGAUAAAGAAUAGCGAGAGUCCCUACGAGAGAGCAAGAGAUGGAGAGAAUACCAAUGAUAAUCACACAUAUGAGGAAAUACAUUUUCCUGCUGGUGGGAAGCACAGACAGAAAAGGAAAGCUCCACAGAGGCCAAGUGAAAACAAUUCUAAAGUAAGUGAAAUCCAAAGUGCUGAGAGAAAGGGAAGUAAUGAAGAGGACAAUUUCUGCAGCAUUUACAGCAACCCUGAUUCACUUGCCAGUGAGGUGACAAUAGAGAAGAGCAACAGUCCCAUAUAUUCCGGCUGUAAAGUCACUAUACCUGUGGUAAACAACAUGGGUCUCGACCACCAGGAAACCACUGCAGGAUUUGAUCAAGAUACACUGGAAAAAAGAGGCAAAAAAGUUGAUCGCAAUGGCAGUUUCAUACAAGACUCUUUAGAAAGACCAAAGACUAAAAAGCGCAACAACAAUAAGAAUGAAAAUACUGAUGGAACUAAAACACAAAGAAAAAUGUGUCUUCCCAGCGAAACAUUUCAAAAUCCUGACAAAAGUCUGCUAGACAUCUAUGAGUCACGUAGUAGUACUCGCAGCUUAAGAAGUUCGAGAAAUGAAUCUCCUGAGAGAACUUGCUCUCCUGUUAGAGUUUCCAAUCCUCCAUCACCAAUCAAAAUCGGUUCAUUCUACCUUAAUAAUAUUAGCAGCAGUAUGAAUAGCACUAACAACAUUAUUGGUAACAAUAAUGAUACACAGAAAAAGUACAUAACUUUCAAGGAUUAUCAAGAAAUGCGCUUCCAGCAAGGUUCAUUUGAUUCCGAUAUUAGCAGCAGUCCGCUUCCAGUCACUGGUACCAGCAUUAAUUUCAACUUCUGUAGCUCGAGUCCUUUAAAUAAAGACCAAAAGGACAUAAGACCCCCGCUACCCCCUAAGCAGACACGCACUCAUGAGACCACGGGUAACUCCUCUCCAAAUUUACCUCCCAAAAGCCGAAAUAUUCCUCCACCUCUACCUCUAAAGGCAAACAAAAAGUCUGAUUUCCCGGUUUCUGAAACUGAUCGUCCAAAACUUCCUGAAAAAUCACGCAAAAAGUCCACCAGAGAUAUUCCUCUUUCGCCAUCCCCAAGCGGGAGUUCAAUUCCAGAACUGACAGAAGAGGAAGCUCGCUCCAUCCUUCACGGACUCCUUGCUCACACGGUACAAGAUCCUCACAGGCUCUCACCUCUGCACGAAGAAGAUGAUAUUGAGAAUAAUUUUUUAGGGGUAGGGAACACUGCCGCAGACUCUGAUUCUCGGGCAAGUGUUCCCUGCCUCGAUGCAUACUCCUCGGGUUCCCUAGAAACACCUAUUUCUUCGUCGUCGUCUUCUCCUAGAUGUGAUAUAAUUGAGCAAGAAAGAAAGGCCGUCGGUGAAGGUAUGGACACCAAUUUAUACCUAAAAAAUCUGAAUAUAGAGGAGAGAUUGGAUGACCCAGGAUCUCCCGGAAGUGACGCCCGGGUAAGUGGCCAGUUUAUACUUUCAACAAUUGGUCGUUCACUCUCACUGCGUCGGCAACCAUCUCUCAAUAGAGAGCAAACUAACGGGUUCUUAGCAAAGCUGAGAAACAUUAAUGACGUCAACACUGACAAUGAAGCCGUAUCUAAAGGAAUGGAGGUUGCAUUGGCUCUGAAUGCUAAAUCCGAUCUAGAGCAGCAUUUUAAGGAUAAAAGCGGCGCUGAUAGCAUUAAACGAACAUGGAGGAAAAUAAUAGAAAAAGUCGAUGACUCUAAGGAAGAAAAUGAUAAAAUUUCUAUCAUGAAGUUUCAACAAUACAUGGUGAGCCUAGACCGGAAGGAGAGGGAGAAAAAACUCAAGCAGGAAGACUCGGGAUACCACAGUACCGACUCCAGCGAGUCAGCCAACAGUCGCACCAGUCAAACCUCUGUGUUGUCGACGGCCAUCUCGUCAGCCUCCACCUCGGUUCCAUCACUGACACCUGGACUUACAGGCAAGCAUCAGCCACGGCAUAACAACAGUCUGAACAGACCACAUUUUUUACAACGUUCUACAUCCAUGUAUCAGUUGAACUCAUUUGUCUCGCCCGAACCAUCUUCAUGCUACUGGUCGGGGAGUUUCCAGCGGGCAAGUCUUCGGGCUUCGCUUAGUCGUCGGUUCAACCAGGCAGAAACAUCAGGUGGCCUCUCUGUUUAUAUCAACAACUGCUUUACACCUGAUGACGAUGUACAUGUCAGUUUUCCCCUGUGAUACCACAUUAAAUAUUUACUAACAACGAGUUAAAUUUCUGUACAGUAUAUUAAACUCUCUUCCCUUAGGCUGUAACACAGUUGUUGCAGGACGAAGUAAUACAAUACUAACAAGUAUAAAGACGAAGGUACAAGUUACAGAACAAGCCUUGACGGGUACAGUGUUCUGCUCUGUAAUGUGUUAAUUGUAACCUCUGUAUGAUAAAGCUCUACACAGAGCGAAGAUUGAAAGCAAAGAUUGAAAGGUGAUUUAAUACACUAAUUAAGAAUAAAAGUCAACAACAGUCUUUAUUAUUAUUAUUAUUAUUAUUAUCAUUAUUGCAUUCAAAGGAAACGCUAAAACCAUAGGGGGUCUGCCUGGCAAGCAAUCUAUUUUAGUUUAUGGAAGGAGAGAUAAGAUAUAAUUCCUUGGAUCAAGAGCCCCUCACCAGCUCCAAGGAGCCUUCUUUAAGGGGAAUAUAAUAUCAGACAUGAUAUAUAACACUGAUUUACAACUAUAGCUAUGAUAGGUACACUGUUGUGAGCCUACUAUUACAAGCUCACAAUUUCAGUCAAACGAAUCGAAAUAUUUUCCCGCAAAUGUGAGUAAUACCAUUUAUAUAUUUAAAAUAUGCUGGACAAAUACUUUCCCUCUCAUUCGUGACAUUCAAUUUUUACGCCUUAAAACAUUCCAUGAUCUGCUAGGCUAUCAAAUUUUUGAAAAAAAACUUCAUGUUACAGAAAGUCUGUCACGGGUCUGAAAGUGACCAAGUUGGUAAUUUUAUGAUACUGUAAAAUUAACAAAAGGAAAUCACAUUAACUUCGUCUGUAAAUAACCAAAAUGUAAUAUUUUUUUUAAUUAGAUUAGGUUCACGCCCUGGUGUUUCAAGAAAAAGGCCGAAUUUGAAUUACUAGUCUGAUUUCAAAUUUACUUCUCUGAAUAUGCAGGAAUAGUAUACAGUAACUACAAGAACAAUUAGACAAGUGCAACAUUUGGGUAUCUUUGAAGAUUGAGACACUUAUGCAGCAUAUGGAAAUCUUUAUUCAGGAAACGUUUCGCCACACAGUGGCUUCACUUCAUCACAUUUGGGUAUCUUUAUUUAUAGACGUUUCGCCAUCUCUGAAUUUGUUUUGAUAAAGUCACUGGAUGGAGAAACGUAUACACAUAAAAAUACCCAGAUGUUGCACCUGUGUCUAGUUCAUCAGCUUCUCUGAAUCAACACUGAUUACCUCCUCUUCCCCCACCCACUGUGUAAUCCCUACGGAUUUAUCGCUUCCCGGUGAAAAUAAUAACAAUGAUAAUAGUAAUAAUAAUCUAUGUAAUGUAAGAGGCCCAAGACUAAGUGAUAUGUUGUCACACACAACCCAUACUUAGACUCACCUGUGGUGAUGUGUACCACUGAUGUUCCUUCCUGACUUACUGCUCCUCAUGGCUCUCUCUUCGAGGUAAAAAAAAUAAAGCUACCUUCCUCUUUCUUGGAUCAAAUCUGAUAACUUCCCAGUGUUUCCGAGCGUUACAUGACACUUACGGGUUUAGUGCUUUCCCAUGAACGUAAUGCAAAUUCUACCGAUGCUCUGACGCACCCACCGAACCUCGGCAAAAUUCUGCUUUAAUUUGCCCAUAAUAAUGUUCAAUAUUGAACGUGUUUAUUUUUCACAUAACUCACUCGUAAGACAUUUACUGUAACUUUAUGAAGUUAAGAAAUGUGAGAAUUAACUUUCAUAUUUUUAGCUUGGUAAAUAUUUUAUAAGUUUUCUUUUUUUUUUCUUUUAUUCUUUGAACUGCAGUGUAAAACAGAGGCGACUUUUUUAAUAGAUGACGUUUUACAUUAAAUAUACAGUGUUUGACAUUAAACAGAGAGUGUUUUACAUUAAAAGACUUUUCCUCACUAAAUAAACGACUUUACAUUAAACAGAUGACACCUCCUUCUAAUUACUACUAUUCCUGCACAAUAAACAGUUCUUUCCACUAAACAAAUCGAUUGUGUCCCACUAAACAGACAAUUCUUUCCACUAAACAGACGACAAUUUGGACUAAAGAGUUUUAUCACCUUUGUGACUAUUUUCAUGCGAGUUAUUUUGUAGAAUUUUCAUAACUUGAAUUUCUGUAGUCAGUACCGUGGAUAAUUCAUCCCUUAGUGCUUUGGUCUGUUGUUGCUUCAGUCAUUGUCUUGGUCUGUUGUUGCUUCAGUCAUUGUCUUGG
Molecule: messenger RNA, 9155 nt
Organism: Cherax quadricarinatus
Lineage: Eukaryota; Metazoa; Arthropoda; Malacostraca; Decapoda; Parastacidae
Source: RefSeq, a predicted model, not a curated record